AUGCCUCAGCAACGACCAAGACGAGUGCAGAGACUACAGGGAAUUGGGGUAGAUCAAAUGGGAGCCAUUGGCGACUCUGUGACAAAUGACAUUGACCUUCUUCGACUGGAAAACCUGGACACGGACAUCCCCCCAGAUGAAGAAGCGGUGGCUCGAACAAGACGCGCCGCAACGACAGACGACGACAACAGCUAUCUGCCUUUUACCGGACAGAAGCAUCUCCGCCUGGUAGCAGCAGAACAUGUCUCUCGAGUCGCGGGGGUUCCUUAUUCCCCUGAUCAGAAUUGCGUCAUUUCCAGCGGGGGCCUAUCUGGGAUCCUAAAUGUCCUCUUGGCAACUAUCGACGAAGGAGACGAAGUCAUCGUCACAGACCCCACGUACAUUGGCUUGACUAACCGCAUUGUGCUGGCUGGCGGUCUUCCCAAGUAUGUGCCGUUUGUCUUUGACCCGUCGAAACCUUGGAAGAUUGACCAGGAUGCUCUUCGAAAUGCCGUGACACCCAGGACUAAAGCCAUGCUGCUCAUGUCUCCAUCGAUGCCAUCCGGCGGCUACUUUGACAAGGACGAUUGGCACCUCGUAGCCGAGCUUUGCGUUGGAAAUGAUCUUUGGCUCAUUCUCGACACGGCAAUGGAAAGACUAGUAUUCGACGGACGUGAGGUAAUACAUCCAGCCGGGCUGCCUGGUAUGGCAGAGAGAACCAUUACCAUAGGCUCCUCAGCAAAGGAGCUACGAAUGAUUGGAUGGCGCGUAGGUUGGAUUGUUGGACCCGACACCGUCAUGGCAGAUAUUGCCACAGUUUCCAUGGCGAACGUGGUCGUUCCAGUAGGCAUUGCCCAAGACGCAGUUGCCAUUGCUCUGGAGAAAUCUCAGACGACGCUGCAACCCUAUGUAGAGGAACUCCAAGCCAGGCGAGACAAGGUCAUCUCUGAGCUGGAGGGACUUCCCAUCGGUAUUCCUGCCGGAGGCUGGAGUCUUUUAUUGCGGGUGAGUGACUACGGGUUCACAGGACAAACAGCAUCAGAGAGAUUGUUGAAAGAGGGUGUCUGUGCCACAGGAAUGAAAGGCUGGGGGACAGAACACGGGGCUCAAUAUGUUCGAUUCGUUUUCUCCAACGAACCAGUGAAUCGCUUACACGGACUUGGAUCACGGGUUCGAGCUGCGCUGGGCAUAAAUUCGACCUAG
This is a messenger RNA of Pochonia chlamydosporia 170, 1182 nucleotides long. Its product is annotated as aminotransferase. Lineage: Eukaryota; Fungi; Ascomycota; Sordariomycetes; Hypocreales; Clavicipitaceae. The record is from RefSeq and is a predicted model, not a curated record. Gene Ontology annotation, molecular function: pyridoxal phosphate binding; L-kynurenine:2-oxoglutarate transaminase activity. The coding region runs from base 1 to 1182 and encodes 393 amino acids. The transcript has a single exon. Gene Ontology annotation, cellular component: mitochondrion; cytoplasm. Gene Ontology annotation, biological process: biosynthetic process.